AUGACCAAGAAAGAGAUUGAACAAACAGCAGCCCAAAAAUUAUCGAAAGUUGGUUCGUUUACAGCAGGCGGUCUUGCUGCUUGCAUUGCAGUGACAGUUACAAAUCCCAUCGAGAUGAUUAAAACUAGGUUACAGUUACAAGGAGAAUUAUCUUCAGCGGUAUCAGCACAGGCGAAUCACAUAUAUCGAAAUCCACUGCAAGCAUUUCGAGUGAUUUUCAAGAAUGAAGGUAUAAGAGGCCUACAAAAAGGUUUAUUUGCUGCAUAUUUUUAUCAAAUUGGUUUAAAUGGUUCAAGAUUGGGAUUUUACGAACCUAUACGGAAAUCGCUGAAUCAAUUCUUUUAUUCAAGCAUUGAACCACAUAAAGUUCAAAAUGUCACUAUAAAUGCUACCUCUGGUGCCAUUUCUGGGGCAAUUGGUGGUGUCGUCGGAUCCCCCUUGUAUUUAGUUAAGACGAGGAUGCAAUCGUAUUCUAAUAUAAUCAAGAUGGGUGAUCAAACGCAUUAUUCUGGUUUAUGGCAUGGAAUUACUGCAAUCUUUAAAGAAAAUGGUAUAAAGGGCCUAUUUCGAGGAGUUGAUGCUGCUAUCCUAAGAACUAGUAUUGGUUCUGCCGCACAAUUACCUACUUAUAAUGCAACAAAAAAUUUCUUCAUUCGAAAUGAUAUAAUGAGAGAUGGGCCUGGCUUACAUCUUGCUUCCAGUAUGGUUGCCGGAAUUGUUGUUACGAUCAUUAUGAAUCCGUGGGAUGUCGUUUUGACGAGAAUAUAUAAUCAAAGAGAUAACAGGUAUAAAGGACCAAUCGAUUGUAUGGUUAAAACUGCCAAAGUGGAAGGAAUAUCUGCAUUAUAUAAAGGUUUUGACGCACAUUUGCUCAGGAUGGCACCACAUACAAUUAUCUGUUUAACCGCCAUGGAACAAACAAUGAAAUUUGUCUAUUCCAUUGAAAGUAGGAUUCUAAAACCUUAG
This is a messenger RNA of Kazachstania africana CBS 2517, 966 nucleotides long. RefSeq names its product Oac1p (gene OAC1). NCBI's taxonomy places the organism in Eukaryota, Fungi, Ascomycota, Saccharomycetes, Saccharomycetales, Saccharomycetaceae. The record is from RefSeq and is a predicted model, not a curated record. Gene Ontology annotation, biological process: transmembrane transport. Bases 1 to 966 code for a protein of 321 amino acids. The transcript has a single exon.